This is a messenger RNA of Apus apus (common swift), 3311 nucleotides long. It is a transcript of the gene SREK1IP1, whose product is annotated as SREK1 interacting protein 1. NCBI's taxonomy places the organism in Eukaryota, Metazoa, Chordata, Aves, Apodiformes, Apodidae. The transcript has 5 exons. Bases 220 to 687 code for a protein of 155 amino acids. The record is from RefSeq and is a predicted model, not a curated record. Gene Ontology annotation, molecular function: nucleic acid binding; zinc ion binding.
AAAGGGUGAGGGGCGCAGCUCCCGCUCGGCGUCUGAGGCAGUCGCUGAGGAAAAUCUUCCUUUUCGAAUAGACCUGGAGGCUCCUCCAGACACCUGCAGACCCUCUCCACGGCUGCCGCCCGGUACUGAAAUCACCCCAUCCGCCGUGCGAGUGGCACGGUCCGAGAGCGCGGCGGGGAAAGCCUUCCGGCGCGGAGCGGCGCCGCGUCGGGAGGCGACAUGGCCCUGCCGGGUGGAAAUAAGGAUAACAUUAGAGCAGGAUGCAAAAAAUGUGGCUACCCUGGUCACCUGACAUUUGAAUGUCGAAACUUCCUCCGAGUAGAUCCUCAAAGAGAUAUUGUUUUAGAUGUUAGUAGUACUAGCAGUGAAGACAGUGAGGAAGAAGAACUACAGAGAUUGCAAGCCAUGCGUGAAAAAAAAAGUUUAAAUGAGGAAGAAGAAAAAAAGAAACAAAAAAGAAAAAGCAAAGAAAAAACAAAAUUAAAGAGACCAAGGAAAAGAUCUUCCUCAUCAAGUGCGGCUGAAGAGGAUGGGCCAAAGUCAAAAAAACAAAAAUCCCACAAAAAACAAAGGGUAAAGGAAAAAAAGAAGUCUAAGAAAGGAAAACAUCAUAAAAAGGAGAAAAAGAGGAGACGAAAGGAAAAAAGUUCAUCUUCUGAUAGUUCAGACAGUUCUAGUAGUGACUGAGGUGCUCGCCUGUUUUUGCGUUCACUUCUGCAGGGAAGAUUAUUUUAAUAUCAAAUGAAAUGUAUUUAUGCAUUAGUGAUGGUUGUAAUCCUUUGCACUAGGAUAUGGUAAACUUCAUUUGCAAGUCUUUGUGUAGAAAGAUCGGGACUUAAAUAUGCAUAAUGUCAGAAUAGUUAAGUUUGGAAAUACAAGGGAGAUUUUUGUAUUAUGAUAUCCUUUCAAUAAAUGUAUGUUUUCCUUAAUAUUUUCUGCUUACAUACAUUAAUCAGUAAGUGCAAAUAUGAAAUUAUGUUUGGGUGCAGAGAAGGGAAAGAAUGGGCAAUGAGAAGCUAAAAGAUUGCUCCUUCAAAAUUAUCCUCUAAAAUUGAUGUACUCAUAAACUGUGAGACACAUUCUUUCGGCAAGAUCACUGUGAGCAAGCUGAAAACAAACAAAAGCCAACAAAAGCUAUUAAUUUUUUAUGUCCUUUCUUUCUGCCUGGAUUUUGGUCUUUUACAAUUACAGUCACACCAUCUUUGCCAUAGUUAUGAAGUGCUGCUUCCUAACACUAGAUGACUGUCCAGCAAAAUUGUUUACAAAAUUCCAAGAACCAUGUUAAUACAGUAUGUGGUUAUUAAUGCCUCCAUGAACUGAAACAGGAAAUGCAAAGACAGACAGUUGACAAGAAUCUUGAAGCCUCCAUUCAUUCUAAUAAAACUCCAAUUGAAAAGUUAAAAAACGCCCAACAAACCUCUUUUGGAAGAUAAACAGUCUAUCAUGUGAAGCAAAUUUUACCAUUUGCUAUCAGGAGCAAUGUUAUACGUGUCAAAAUUUUAUAACUGGAAUCUGGUGUAUCCAGUUCAUGUAUUGUACUGUGGUGGAGAACAGGUUCAACAUAGGCUGAGAGUUUUGAGUGGAGUAGAUUUUAAGUUCAUAAUCCUGGCCCAGAAAUGCCUAAACCUCAGAGUGCCUACGUUCAUAGUUUCUUGAAAAUGCUUUUCUUAUCCAUGUUUUUGGGGUUUUUUGCUUAGUCACAGAAUUUCCUCCACCCAAGCAACUUGGCCCUUGGCAUACAACUGCAGUAUAAGUCUCAUGGGAGUCAGAAUGUGAGGAAGACCAAUGCCAAAGCUUUCUUAACAGUGAUAUCCAUUGCCUGUAUUGUCUAUGGUGUCUACAGAGCAUUGAGUCAGAACAUAACAGUUUACAGUGUUUUAAUGGGUACUGCAUGUGGCCUGAGAGUGAGAUACCUAGAUUUAACUUUUGUCUUUCAGACUCCUGUGUCUCACACCAGUACCCUGAGUAUUGGGCAACUUGUGCUGAAGAUGCUGUGCUAGGGAAUAUUAAAGUUCAAUGUACUCAUGGAAGCCACAGAGCAAGAAGAAAUAAUCUGUAACCUUCUAUGUAGGUCUCUCACUAGAGGAUGACAGGAGUCCUUGCAUCUGCUCUUUUUCUUGCUGGCUUUGGUUCAAUCUAAUUUUUCAUAUAUCAUAAUUUCAGGGAUGGGCUUGGAUUAGAUAAUUGAAGAGAGACUCAACUCCUUAAUUAGCUGAUACUCCUGCAUAAUAUGAGGAAUGUUUAUUUCAUAAGUACUAAUUUAACAGAUUUUCCAACCCUGUUCACUCUAGUCUUCUCCUUGUUGCUGUGGCUUCUAAAGCUUAUUUUUGACUGGGUUAAUUCUGUAAGCCAGUCAUUCUAUAGAGAGCAACAAGGGAAUUGUGAGCUACUUAAGCCAGUACUACUUUCAAAUCAAGCCACAGCUUAAGACACGUCUCACAUGCUUUUUUCCCCCUGAAAAUGUUACUUACUUAAUGAGAUUGGAAGGGCUACUGGAGUUAGGGGAAUUCUGAACUCGUGUAAUUCUCCCAUCAUCUUUCCAUGGUCUCCCAACGAUCUCAUGACACCAAUGCUGGGGAAUAGAGUUUGUACCUUACUUGUUUAUUUUUGAAAGGUUAAUCUGAAGACAAGGAGCUGAAGGGAAAUUUCACUGAGCAUUCUAUACCAUAGUCACUAAUGAGCUUAUGAAACAACACAAUACAGUUAGUGUAUAUUUAUGCAUAAAUAUAAUUUAUCCAUCAAAUUAUUUAAUGACAAAUUAGAGAACAUGUAGGAGCUUAAAGUUUACCAAAACUACUGGUAUAUAUUUUAUUAGUGUUCCUUACACUUUUGUGUAGUUUCAAGUACCCAUUUUAGAUUCUAGUUCAAAUUGUUGAAGUAAAAGGAUUAGCUGUCUAAAUGAUGGUGCAGUUACCCUCCAUGUAGCUUUACAGCAGCUAUUUAUGGUAGUUACAAUGGUAUUUUCUACAAGAGUGUAAGGCAUGAAUUUCAGUGUUCGUGUUUUGUGACUUGUUACUUGUGUACAUAGGUUUUCAUACUGGAAAAAGGCUUUUCUAAUUGGAACAGUUUAAAUAUUCUCUCAGUACAUGCAUUUAUGUAACAUAAUAUCAUGUCAGCUUAGGUUUUGGGCCAUAAUCCAUUUUAUUUACUAAUAUGUACAUUAAAGUCAGUAGAUUUUGUCACAGAAAUGCUUAGAAUUUUAGGUAUAUUAACUGAUAUAUCAAGGACCUGCUGCCAUGAACUCUGUCAAGUUAAUAUUUGCUAAUCUUUAAAAAAGCUAUGUAAAAAUAAAUACUAUUUUUCUUACUUGA